AUGUGGAAAAGAAAGAAAGAUAUUGAAGGUGUUUCAAAUGCAAGUAUUGUAGCAUUGAAAUCAAGUGUAUUAAAUGAAGAGAGAAAUGCAUUGAGUAAAGAUGAAUCAUAUACAGAGAGACCUAAUAAAUCAUUAAAAGCAAUACUACAUAGGAACAGUAAUAACAAUGAUAGUGGUAAAGAUAAUGAUAAAGAUAAAUCAACAAAUAGAGGUAUAGAUGAAAGAAAUCAAAAGGAUUUAGAUGACAUCAAAGAUGAACAAGAUAGACUAUCAUAUGAAAAUGCACAAAGAAUAUUAAAAGAGAAAGCAAAAAUAUAUGAACAAUUAGUUGGAGGUAAACAUGAGAAACCGAUUGACUUUUUAAAUAUAAAUAAUGAAGAUAAUAGCAUUGAUUUUCAUCAAAAGAUCGUUGAUAACGAGAAAGAACAAGAGUUACAACAAGAGAAAGAGAAACAACAACAUCGACAACAGCAGCAGUAUGAAAAGUUACCAGAUGAUAUGUAUCAUCCUGAUAUAGAGAGAGAAAGAAUGAGAAGACUAUGGGAGAGUCAAUCAACUGACGACCUAGAGGAGAUCGACAGAAAAGAAGCAGAGGCGAAAGAAAAGAAGAUUGCAUCGAUGAUCAAAGAUCAAGAGGCUACAAAGUUGAAUCGUACCAAACAUCAAGACGCGAAAGAGAAAGAGCAACAACAGCAACAAAGUAGAUUGAAACAAAUAGAACUACUCAAAAAACAAGCACUUUUGAAACAGAAAUUGGCUGCCUCACAACAGAAACAACAACAACAAAAGGACAAACCAUUAUAG
This is a messenger RNA of Heterostelium album PN500, 804 nucleotides long. RefSeq lists its product as uncharacterized. Gene Ontology annotation, cellular component: nucleus. Lineage: Eukaryota; Evosea; Eumycetozoa; Acytosteliales; Acytosteliaceae. The coding region runs from base 1 to 804 and encodes 267 amino acids. The transcript is spliced from 3 exons. The record is from RefSeq and is a predicted model, not a curated record.